Molecule: messenger RNA, 879 nt
Organism: Neoarthrinium moseri
Lineage: Eukaryota; Fungi; Ascomycota; Sordariomycetes; Amphisphaeriales; Apiosporaceae
Exons: 2
Coding region: 1-879 (292 amino acids)
Cellular component (GO): Mis6-Sim4 complex; kinetochore
Source: RefSeq, a predicted model, not a curated record
AUGGCCUCUAGAGGAUCACCAUCGCCUGACUUAUCAGUGGCCGAUUUAUUGGACAAUGAGAUUGCCAAGCUGAGAGCUCAAGUGGAAUCGUUGAAGAGUGAACUGCAAAUUCAAACCACGACUCUACUCGUGGCGGACUCGACGCGCAGCAUUCUCAAGAGUCGGACUAGGAAGGCCUCACGAAAUGAUGCGGCCGCAAGUACAAGGCUCUUGGCGCAGUCCGAGAAGCAGACUGCGCAUAAACAGCAGGGUCUCUACAGAGCAUGCGCCUCCAUCACCGCUCUCAAAAUCCUCGAUCCGGACCCAAAUGCUGUCGACGGCGGCAACGUACUGGGACUGCGUUUCGAAGUCAUGUCGAGAUCCAGGUUCAUCAGACCCUACUACGUCAUGCUGAACAGGCCGUAUCCGAAUUCACGCCAUCUACGCGUCCAUCGACAUACGGUGCCGCCGUGCAUCCCUCUCUCCGGCCUCGCAGCUCGGUACCUACCAGCGCCCAAAGCAAGCGACGACGAGGCUGCGGCGCGUAGCCAGGAUCUUUCGCAUUUUGCGCGUGCACUCAGGAGAGAGUUGGUACGGUACCAGAACCGAAUUGCCACAAUUGGUGAUCUGAGGAAAGCAGCCGGGCUUGGAAGCAGCAAAGGCAAAGGCAAGCAGCUCGAAGCUCCAAUAUCUGAGAUCAGCGCGGCGGAUGCAGAGGCCAAACAAAUACGUGUGGAAUGGGAAGACGGACGUACUGGCCGCCUAGUCAUGGACGACGAUGGGAAAUUGGUGAAAAUGGUCGCCCAAGGAGAAAAUGGACGAGAUCGGGAGGCCGUCAGGCAGUUGCUUGGUGGCAGUAUCCGUAUUGACGAUCUGGUUCGGCGGCUCGACAAUUCGUGA